AUGAAGCAUUAAAUGUCUAUGCAUUUAAUUCUUAUAACAUUAUUAAAUGUAGUUUCAAAUUUAAACUGCAAUUCCCAUAUACAUGAAUUAUGGCUAAAAUCAAAUUUUAGAGGGCAUUAUAAAGAUGUAGCAUCUUAAUUUAAUAGGGCAAUUCUUUCAAAUGUCAGAUAGAUUUCAAUCUAUGGAAGCACUGUAAAUAUUGGUCCAUUAAAAGAUUCUAUUUAUAUAAAUGGUUAAUAUCCACAUUAUUAUACGUAUAGUUCGAUGGAUGUUUAAUUUGCACAAAUUUAAGAGAUUAAUCGAAUAAAAAUUUGAUUUUAUGAUUUAGACAGUAGAAUACAUAACUUUAAAAUAAUUGCAAUUGAUUAAGAUAAUAUUGAAAAGGAAUUGUAUUCAGGGUAUUAUUAAAAAGGUGUGGUCACAAUUAACUUUGAAAAUCAUUUAACUAAAAAGAUUAAAAUAAUUAAUUUGCCAGGCAGUACACAUCAUGAUUUAGCUAUAAUAAAAAUCUAAGCUUUCUUUGUAUUCAAAAGCUUACCUUGAGAAUUUGGAAGGAUUGAUUUUUAUAUAUUAAAUAUUUGAAUAAUUAACAAUUUUUAUUCUAUUGACACCAAUUUAUUUCUUUAUUUUUAUUAUUAAGCCUUAAUAAUAUCGGUAAUUAUUGUUCUUAAUUAUUUUAUUAAGAAAAAUUUGA
Molecule: messenger RNA, 694 nt
Organism: Paramecium pentaurelia
Lineage: Eukaryota; Ciliophora; Oligohymenophorea; Peniculida; Parameciidae
Source: the annotation of a GenBank genome assembly